Molecule: messenger RNA, 1794 nt
Organism: Dermacentor silvarum
Lineage: Eukaryota; Metazoa; Arthropoda; Arachnida; Ixodida; Ixodidae
Product: zinc finger CCCH domain-containing protein 4-like
Exons: 5
Coding region: 1-1794 (597 amino acids)
Source: RefSeq, a predicted model, not a curated record
AUGGACCGAAAAGAAAGAAUUCCCCCGAACAUCCGCGAAUCCCUGUGCAAGCACCAACCCCACCCAACAUGCACCCCACGUACCACAAGGAAAGAAGACAAGCCCGAGUGGAUACCCUGCGGCGAAGACACAGCCCCCGUGCGGAUGUAUCAAGCCAACAGUUCGUCAUGGCCUCGAGGCAGUUACGACGCUGCCAAAAUGUGCAGUUCUGCUCCAGAACUGGGCUCCAGAACUGCGGCUGCUUCGGGAUAUCCAGCAACUGUUCAGCCAUCAUCUUCCUACUCCAUGCCCGACUUGACGAGAGCCAGUGGAGCGCCAUGGUGGGGCGGUCCUAUGAUGGAAAUGAUGCGACCACCCGGCCAGCGAAUGCCAGGAGGGGCGUUACCGGCGGUGCACACAUAUGGACCCACAUCCAGAGAAGCCGCAGAAAUGGCAUAUGGAAGAAGUAUGCAGAGACCUUGGAUGCGGCGAAUGCCAGGUUUUCUCCCACCUCCAGGAACGGCCGCGUUUCCGGGCUACCCAGUGCCUCAGAUGGCUGCGCCGCGUGGUUCAUUUCCUUCGCCAUAUUUUCCUCGGGGGCCAAGAAUGAUGCCCUGGAUGACGCCUGGAAUGGUGCCUGGAAUGGGGCCCGGGAUGAUGCCAGGGAUGAUGCCCGGGAUGAUGCCCGGGAUGAUGCCAGGAAUGAUGCCAGGCAUGAUGCCUGGAACCAUGCCCGGCGCGAUGCCUAGAAUGUUUCCUGGUUUUCCGCCAGGCAUUACACCUGGUUUUCCCAUGGCUCCUGGCAUGAUGCCUGGUUUCGCUCCAGUGCACCCACAGCCGCCCAUGACGAUGAUGUCACCUUACGCGCAAGGCAUCGGCGCAGCACUCGAGCAGAUAGCAUCGGCCGGAAUUCUCUCGCAGGCCAGUGGAUCGCAGCCCAGUUUUGUCCCCUACCCGAUGUCCAUUCCCAUGCCGAUGCAAACCCCUGGAGGAGGAGUUGGAGGUAGUGGUGUAACCAUAAUCACCGGGGGUCCGGCCCAGCAACCGUACCCGUACGCUCCACCGUACCAGUACCCGCCCCCAGAGCAGCAGACCCAGGGCAACACUUUGGCGGAUACGGCGGCCAUGAUGAUGAUGAUGCGGCAGAUGCGAUCCAUGAUGUCGCCCCGCGAUGGCAGAAGAAGACACCCGAGGGCGCGCGACAUGGCACCGACCGAGUCGCCUUCCUUGUCGUCACCCGUGCCGCCCGAUACCACCGCGGGUGACAGAGAGCUUAAGAAAUCCGUGAUCAAGGCAAGGCGCGAUUCUGCGGAAUCGCUCGGCAAGAAGAGAGUCCCGAAGCCUGAAGUCGACAAAGGUCCCAAGGAUACUGAGCGCUCGCCGCAGGACGCCGAGCUUUCGGAAAAGUUGAAACGCGAGAAGCCGGCAGGAAAAGAAACGGAGGAACGAAAAAGUGAGAAGGUUGAGGGCGGAAGUGGGCAAGCUGAGGAAGAUGCAAGCGCCAAGAAGGUCGAUAAUGCCAGCGCACCAAAGUCGCAAUCAGGGACGCAGGUGACCAUGGGCAAAGGACCCGACUUGAGUGCCCCUUCCCUUAGCCUCAAUUUUCCAAGCACAACGGCUCUCGGACAUCACAUUGUGUCGCCGGACGAGGAGGCCGAAACACAACGCCCUUUCAACUGGAUUGGUCUAUGCUGCUACACCCUGUUCAUCAGUUUUCUCGUGUGCCUCGUUGUUAUGGCCACAGCACCGACUGUGUUGUGGACUUUGCUAGGUACGCACAGUCGACACAUCGAUAUUCCUAGCACUGAACUAUAA